Molecule: messenger RNA, 2929 nt
Organism: Danio rerio (zebrafish)
Lineage: Eukaryota; Metazoa; Chordata; Actinopteri; Cypriniformes; Danionidae
Source: RefSeq, a predicted model, not a curated record
AAGGUAAGGCUUGCUUUUUAUUACAGUUAUGUGUGUGUAUGUUAUAUAGGGUAUGAAUCUAAAAAUGAACUUUUAAAGCAUUUAGACCUCUGAAGCCUUUAGUUUGAUAACAUGCAUAAGUAAUUAGUAAUUAUCUAUUAUUAUUUAUUAUCAUGUUACCUUUGUUAAUAACUAAUUAAUUCAUUUCUAAAUGUGAAAGUUGGGUUGAAAAAUAAAUGACCACCUCCAUGCGUUUCUCACGUUCCUCAGAUGGUUUUGUUGGUGCAUAUUACUCUAUUUUCUGGAUCUCUGGUAUUUAUGACUGGAAUGUAUAAUGUCAAUGCCUGGACUUACCAUUACAACAUCGACAGUAAGUUGGACUGGACAGCAGCUCGUCAGUGGUGUCAAACGCAUUUCACGGAUAUGGUGGCCAUCCAAAACCAGGCAGAAAUUGCAUACCUCAACGAAAUCCUCCCCUUCCAUCGGGCAUACUACUGGAUUGGCAUUAGGAAGAUUGACGGCCAUUGGACAUGGGUUGGGACCAAAAAGCGCUUGACCGUCGAAGCAGCAAACUGGGCGACAAAUGAACCGAAUAACCAGGGGACUGGAGAAGACUGUGUGGAGAUUUACAUCAAGAGGAACAAAGACACUGCCAAGUGGAACGACGAGAGGUGCAGCAAGAAGAAAGCAACUGUGUGUUAUUUAGCCUCUUGCACUGAGAUAUCCUGCAGUGAGCAUGCUAGGUGUGUGGAGACUAUUGGGAACUACACAUGUCAAUGUGACGCUGGAUUCAUGGGUCCACGCUUUGUCCAGUGCCAGCCAGUUGAAAACCCACAGCAAGGUCUUGUGAAGUGUGACGGCGCCUUUGGAGAGUUUAACUUUAACUCAUCAUGCCAGUUCCAAUGUGCCACUGGUUUCAAUCUGGUGGGGGCAGAGAGGAUACACUGCUUGACAACAGGACAUUGGAACGACACCCUUCCUGUUUGUCAGGCUGUCAAAUGUCAGGCAAUCAUUGAUGCCCCUCGUGGUUGGACAAUGAUCUGCACUCAUCCGCUUUCCAUGAAUAGCUUCAACUCCAGCUGUGAGUUUGAGUGUAAGGAGGGUUUUGAGCUCAAUGGUUCAAAGACAACCUGGUGUGACCACACUGGCCACUGGACAGACAAAGCCCCCACUUGCACAGUGGUGACCUGUAAUCCCCUCCUGGCCCCUGCAAAUAGCAGUUUGGCCUGUGCUGAUCCACUGGGAAAAUCCUCCUUCCGUUCUUCUUGCAAUGUUACCUGUGAUGAGGGAUACAAACUAAGAGGAAGAGCCGCACUAACCUGCCAGAGAGAAGGCAACUGGUCAGCACCAUUGCCUGUAUGUGAAGUGGUAAAGUGUGACUCACUGAAACCCAUCGCGAACGGCUCCUACCAAUGUCAUGACUCUGUCGAUGAGUUUUCUUAUGGCUCCACUUGUUGGUUUAAAUGUGAUUCUGGUUUUGUCCACAAUGGUACAAAUUCCACUCACUGCACCAAACAGGGGAACUGGAGUCAUAUAUCACCUAUUUGUCAUGCUGUACAGUGUCCUCCUCUCUCUGAUACACCAAAAUAUGGAAGUGUGAGCUGUGUACACCCCCUGUCUACCAAUAGCUACAACUCCAGCUGUGAGUUUAAGUGUGAGGAGGGUUUGGUGCUCAGAGGCACAGAUUCCACUCAUUGUGAUCACACUGGGCACUGGACAAACACAGCACCUAUUUGUACAGCUGUUGCUUGUGACCCUCUCGUGACCCCUGUGAAUAGCAACCUGACCUGUGCCAAUCCAUUAGGGAAGUUCUCUUUUCGUACUUCUUGUGAGGUUAUUUGUGAGGUGGGAUACAAACUCAGAGGAGAUACAACACUCAACUGUCUGAGUAAUGGCAACUGGUCAGCACCAACGCCUGCAUGUAAAGUCAUAAGAUGUGAAGCUCUGGAGUCUGUUCAUCAUGGUUCUGUACACUGUCAUGACCUGCUGGAGGAGUUCAGCUAUGGCUCUGAGUGCUGGCUUGAGUGUGAAGCUGGAUUUACUUUGAAUGGAACUAAUUCCACUUACUGCACCUCACAAGGGAAGUGGAAGCAGGAGCUUUCUGUCUGUCAAGCACAGCAGUGCAGCUCAUUAACUGACCCCUCUCAUGGUAGUUUAACCUGCACACAUCCCCAUGGACAGUUCAGCUUUGGUACAGUGUGUGAAGUAAGCUGUCAGGCAGGCUUCAAACUGCACGGCACACCCAAAAUGGAGUGUUUGGAGAUGGGGAAGUGGACAGACACCCCACCCUUUUGCUUGGCUCAAGAGUGCCCUCUUUUGAGCGCUCCAGAAAAUGGCUGGAUGAAUUGCUCUCAUCCUCACUCUCUGUUUAGCUAUGAAUCCCAGUGUCUUCUGGGGUGUGAGACUGGCUUUGAGUUAACAGGAGAGCCAGAUAUACAGUGCUCAGCUUCUGGGAACUGGAGUCAGGAGAUGCCUUCGUGUGCUGUUGUUCAUUGUGAGCCCCUCUGGCUUACUCAUCUUUCUGAUCUGGGACCUCCACCCUCAAUGAACUGUUCUCACCCCCAUGGAAACUUUAGCUUUGGAUCUCAGUGUAUGUUCUGGUGUGCAAACAGUCAUGAGCUCAAUGGAACCAGUCAGCUUGUCUGCACCUCCAAUGGGUACUGGACUCAUUCACCACCCAUUUGUGUUGUAAAGGAGAUGUCAGUGAGUGCCAGUAUGCUGAUAUAUGCUGCUGUGGGAGCUGUUUCUUCAGCUGGUUUACUUUUACUGGGUGGACUUAUAUUUUUGUUGACUCGCCAAAUCACCAAAAAAGCUCAUUACAGUCUGAAUAAAUCCUCAUUGGAAGGAGACUUAAACCUGGCAUUUGAAUUAAAUUAAAUCUAUGUCAAUUCCUACUAAAUGAAAUUGUUCAUGUUGUUUUGUACUUGCAAUAAAUGAAUUAAUACGUGAA